AAAAGGAAGCAGCCAGAAUUAUCAGGUCCUGUCAUACGCCCACUCUUGGCUACGUUCAGCAGUUUAUCGCACCAGGGCAGCUAUAUUUAGCCGAAUCAUUUCAAGUUCAUCUAUCAUUCCUUUUGUGUCUUUCUCCAGCCUGCUCUGUGAUUGGGCCAGAGCAUUAACUUUUUUUUCUGUCUCUUGUGGUCACUUGAGCUCACGAGAAGCACUCUGAUAAAGCACAGUCAUAUUGUGUUGAGCCAAAGCUGCCACUUCAGCUCUGAGAAGUUUCUGGGCCGCUAGGAAAUAUUGGGGAAGAACCUGAAUGAGUAAGUCAUUGGGUAAGGACGCCUUUGAUGGAAGCAAGGUGAGAGCAUGAAGCAAGGUGAGAAAACGAAGAUUAGGUUUCACUCUCACUGCUGGGAGGAAGAAAGGAAGUGGCUCAGUGUAAGAAAACACAAAAAGGUUGAAGUGUAGCAGGAUUUCUUUUUUACAUUUUGAUCCAGGGCAGGGAAUCUGUUGGGUUACCUUUCUAAUCUGAAUGGUCACAGCAGUUUACCGGGAAAGGACAUCCAGGAGAGUCCAGUCUAUUUUUUUGAAUGUGACACGUGAAAUUUUCCUCACUUGGCUCCAUUGCUUGCCAGCUGGGCUGACUUGAAAAGUCAGCAGAGUUAAACUGAUGAUAACUUUGGACAGAGCAGCAUCAUAGAGACUUAACUGAUGCCUUCAGUCAGAAGGGAGAUGACACACCUGGUCGGAGGAUGGACUUCUUGGUGAAGUGAUGCGGGAGAUGAUGCUGAGCCCUUGGUUAUCACCCCAUGUCGGAAGCUCAUCCUCUGUGCGGAUAAUAGAAAAGAGAUGGAAGAUUGGAUUGCAGCUCUGAAGACAAUACAGAACCGUGAGCAUUUUGAGUCUACGCAGUAUAGUAUGGACCAUUUCUCAGGGAUGCAUAACUGGUACGCCUGCUCACAUGCUCGGCCAACGUACUGCAAUGUGUGCCGGGAAGCAUUAUCUGGGGUCACAUCGCAUGGACUCUCAUGUGAAGUAUGCAAGUUUAAAGCUCACAAGCGGUGUGCGGUGCGGGCAACCAACAACUGCAAGUGGACGACAUUGGCAUCUAUUGGGAAGGAUAUCAUUGAAGAUGAAGAUGGGAUUUCAAUGCCACACCAGUGGCUGGAAGGAAACCUCCCCGUGAGUGCCAAAUGCACAGUGUGCGAUAAAACAUGUGGCAGUGUUCUGCGCUUACAAGAUUGGCGCUGCCUCUGGUGCAAAGCUAUGGUACACACAACAUGUAAAGAUUUGUUAUCAACUAAGUGCCCCCUGGGCCUCUGUAAAGUAUCAGUCAUCCCUCCCACAGCUCUUAACAGCAUUGAUUCAGAUGGGUUCUGGAAAGCCACUUGUCCUCCAUCCUGCACAAGCCCCUUGCUGGUCUUUGUCAACUCAAAAAGUGGAGACAACCAAGGUGUAAAAUUUCUAAGGAGAUUCAAACAGCUGCUGAAUCCAGCACAGGUCUUUGACCUCAUGAAUGGAGGACCUCACCUUGGUUUACGUUUAUUCCAGAAAUUUGACACUUUCCGGAUUCUGGUUUGCGGUGGGGAUGGAAGUGUUGGAUGGGUUCUGUCCGAAAUUGACAGCCUCAAUCUUCACAAACAGUGCCAGUUGGGGGUGCUGCCCCUGGGUACAGGAAAUGACCUUGCCCGGGUGCUAGGGUGGGGAUCUGCGUGUGAUGACGACACCCAGCUACCACAGAUCCUAGAGAAGCUGGAGAGGGCCAGUACCAAAAUGCUAGACAGAUGGAGCAUCAUGGUGUAUGAAACCAAACUCCCUCAUCAGGCAUCAACUUCCACAGUCACUGAAGAUUUCACUGAGGAUUCUGAGGUGCAGAAGAUUCUCUUCUAUGAAGACUCUGUGGCUGCUCAUUUGUCCAAAAUCUUGACUUCUGACCAACACUCUGUCGUCAUCUCCUCAGCCAAGGUGCUUUGUGAGACAGUGAAGGAUUUUGUGGCUCGAGUAGGGAAGGCCUACGAGAAAUCAACAGAAAGCUCGGAGGAGUCGGAGGUCAUGGCCAGGAAGUGCUCUGUCCUGAAGGAGAAACUGGAUUCCCUUUUGAAGACGUUAAAUGAUGAAUCUCAAGCCUCUUCAUCCCUGCCAAACCCACCUCCCACCAUUGCAGAGGAGACAGAAGAUGGUGAUGGAUCUGGCAGUGCUUGUGAUUCUUCUAGCGACCGCUCUAUUGGAUCCUCAUGCACUGCCCGUCCCCAGAUAUUCCGGCCUAGGGAGCAGCUAAUGUUGAGAGCCAACAGCCUGAAAAAAGCCAUUCGUCAGAUUAUAGAGCAUGCAGAAAAAGCUGUUGAUGAGCAGAACGCCCAGACCCAGGAGCAGGAGGGCUUCAUCCUGGCGCUUUCCACCCCUGAGGAGGGAAAGGAGCUGAGGAACGAGGAUAAAAUCUCCCUGCAGCCAUCACACAGUGGCAGCUAUGGAGCUCCCAAAGGGAGGAGCCAUCGGAAAGUGUCCAAAUCUCCUUGUGAAAGGCUAAUAAACAAAGGAAGUUUGUCGCUGGGCAGCUCUGCAUCUCUUCCUCCCCAGACAGGAAACCGGGACAACCUGCCAAUGCUCAACACAAAGAUCCUCUACCCAAAUAUUCGUGCGGGUAUGUCUGGUUCUCUGCCUGGGAGUUCGGUCAUCAGCCGACUGCUGAUCAAUGCAGAUCCCUUUCACUCUGAGCCAGAAAACCUAGAGUGUUACACGGAGAAGUGUGUCAUGAAUAAUUAUUUUGGAAUCGGAUUGGAUGCAAAGAUCUCCCUGGACUUCAACAACAAACGUGACGAGCACCCAGAGAAGUGCAGAAGCCGUACUAAAAACAUGAUGUGGUAUGGAGUGCUUGGGACCAAAGAGCUGCUACACAGAACAUACAAGAACUUGGAACAAAAGGUUUUGCUGGAGUGCGAUGGGCGUCCGAUCCCUUUGCCCAGCCUUCAGGGGAUCGCUGUGCUCAACAUUCCCAGCUACGCUGGAGGCACCAACUUCUGGGGAGGCACCAAAGAAGAUGACACAUUUACAGCCCCCUCUUUUGAUGACAAGAUCUUGGAGGUAGUAGCCGUGUUUGGCAGCAUGCAGAUGGCAGUGUCACGAGUGAUUAAUCUACAACAUCACCGGAUUGCACAGUGCCGGACAGUGAAGAUCGCAAUCCUGGGAGAGGAGGGGGUGCCUGUACAAGUGGACGGAGAAGCCUGGAUUCAGCCUCCUGGCUAUAUUUGGAUUGUUCAUAAGAACAGGGCACAGACACUAACUAGAGACAGGGCAUUUGAGAGCACCCUAAAGUCCUGGGAGGACAAACAGAAGUGUGAGUUGUCCCGGCCCGCCUCUUUCUCCCUUCACCCAGAGAUCAUGUCUGAGGAAGAGUCCACCCAGAUUAACCAAUUUUGUCAAGCGGCAGGAGCUCUGAUUCACAGCAUUCGGGAAGUAGCCCAGUCCUAUCAAGACAUGGAACAGGAACUUGCUCAUGCAGUCAAUGCCAGCUCCAAAACUAUGGACAAAGUAUACGCCAAAUCCAAAUCAGCAGAGGGUCUGAACUGCAGCCUUGUUGUAGAGAUGGUGAAUAAUGUUAAAGCCCUGCAUAGUGAAACUGAUCUCCUGCUGGCUGGCAAGAUGGCACUGCAGCUGGAUCCUCCACAGAAGGAGCAGCUCCUAGCAGCCCUCACAGACAUGGACCUUCAGCUGAGGAAAUUAGCAGACAUCCCCUGGCUAUGGCAGCUCAUGGAGCCCAGUGAUGAAGAGAACCAGAUGCUGGAUUAUUCCAAACGCAGCCGCAGUGGCAAAUUUCGACUGGUGACCAAGUUUAAAAAGGAGAAAAACAACAAGAAUAAGGAGACUCGUAGCAGCAUGGGACUGCCUGUUCACCUCUGGGGAACGGAGGAGGUUGCGGCCUGGCUUGAGCAUCUCAGUCUUUGUGAGUAUAAAGAUAUCUUCAUCCGGCAUGACGUCCGGGGCUCUGAGCUCCUGCAUCUCGAACGGAGGGACCUCAAGGAUCUGGGAGUGACCAAAGUGGGUCACAUGAAGAGGAUCUUACACGGGAUCAAGGAGCUGAGCCGGAAUACUCCUGUCAGCGAGGUUUAGCCUCUGUUUUCAGAUCUUGUGUCUACCAUUCCCCCUAACUUCUGCACAGCAUUCACCUCCCAGAGCAGCUGUACUCAGAACGGUCUGUACGGAUAAGCUAACGGAUAGCUGUUCGGAGUUCAUAUCUGCCAGUCAUGGUGCUACCAUUUUUAUAAGGGGGACAGCUGCAUCCAAUCAGAGUCACCUAAUCUGCUUAGGGGAGGUGGAGCCUCCCAGAAGAGAACUUAUCAGCCAUUGGAAGAACCCUAUCCUUAAACAUGGAAAGGCUUAGUUCUGCUGACAACACAGGACUCCUGACAAUUACAACAUAGCUACCUUUUAGUGUGUGAUUUUCAUCAUAUUGGAAUUAUUCAGGGCAAAAGAUAUAUUGGCCAGUCGUAGUCCAGGAGUGUCUGGCAGCCUUUUCGGGCCUGAGACUGUUCCCACUCGUCUGUAUGUCACAGCUGUAUCUGAUCUUGCUCAAGAGGGCAACCCUUGUCUUUCUGGCCUAUUGCAGCUGCAUUCUGGAUACAUCCUUCAGUUGCAUGUGACCUGCAAGAGAAGCUCAAAUCCUGGGCAGUCCCGCCCGUGCCAGUAAUUCUCUCUGUCUCUCUCACUUUUGCCCGGCAACAAACAAUGCACGUGGUUGCAGCCUUUUGCACCAUCCUACAGCCUCACCGGGGGCCUGUGUGUCAUUCUGCUUCACCCAAUCGCUGUGGUGCAGCCAAAUUCACAGCCAUUCUCGCUGGGUGAAAAUUCCAGCCAGCCAGUCUCAGAGGACAUUCUCUGGCUAGCCCUUGGUGAUAGAGCCAAAAUUUGACAGGCAUUUCGCAUAUUAAAUCACUCUUUCACAAUGAUGGGAGACUAUGGGCCAAUUUCAUCCCUAGUGCCAACUCGUUUGAAUUCAGAAGAAUUCUCCUGAGAGCUGUUUGGGCCCUGAGUCUGCAGUCUUGUUUUCUCUUCGGUUCAUGUCUACCUACAUAUCUCCCUGUCUAACAGAGAAUCGGGGUUUGCUUAUGCAGAGCAGGGAGCGGGCUGUGCCUGCUUGAUUCCCAUAGCAAAGCAUUGUAGGGAGGAGCAGAAGGAGGAAAUUUGGCAGCUCUGCCCCCCAUAGCUUCUCCCUCCUUACUUUGCAUUAGCAUCCUUUUCUACACUGAUUUUUUGUUUCUUAUUAGUACAAAGCCCGUUUUGCUGCAUAGGAUCCCCUUGUGCAUGGAACAAAUAAGAAUCAUGACCGGUUUUAUUUCCCAAAGCUCUCUUCCAGCUGCUUUCAUUAGCUGUGUGGACACUGAUCAAGACCUGUGUGACUAAGGGGAGCCAGGGGAGAAAAUGAAGGGUAUUGCUGCACUUUUUCAUUCUUUCUGACAAUAAGCAAGUGGCACGUGCUUUAUGGCAUCUGCAAAUGUGUGUGUUGGUAGCAGCGUGUACACAUGCAGGGGGACACCUCAGGAAGAGAACCACCAUGGGAUAAUUCUGAAGGAAGGUGCAACAAGGAAAGAGGGGAUCUCUCUCUUUUUUUUUUUUUUUUUUUUUGGCUCAGAUUGUGGAAAAAAGCCACAGUUCUUGCUGAUUCUGCUUUUUUAAGACAGCGUGUCCGUACCAUGCUUGCAUUACUUAGUUCUGUAUAGAUUACGUUUUUGCCUCAAUGGAAACGGCUCCUCUGUAUUUUUUUCUAACGAGACUGGAGGUGUGGUCCUAGCAGUUCCCCUCCUGUUCAAAGAUGCUCUUUAGAACUGUAGCUUAUCCUAGAAGGACUGACAGUCACAGGUGCAUCUGCUUUUGGCAAUGUGUCCAUUUUGCCAAGGAGUUAAACUUUAUUUCUGUCUGUGAAUCACAAAAGACAUCUUUUCACUGGGAAUUUUUCAAAUACACUCCUCCCAGUAUCAAUCUCCAUUGCAUUAACUAUGCUCCUGCUAGACUCCCGUGGGGAUGGCGAUGCACACGCUGCCUUCUUUUAAUAGAGAAUGGGCUGUUAUAUUUGUCCCGAGUGCCUUUGGAUGUGCAUCAGAUCCAUAUCUAAAGAGAGGAUGAACCACCAUGCCAUUGGGAAUAAUUCCACCUCUCUACAGCUCAGGCACUGGGCCUACAGUGGGAGCGCGGGUGUCAGUCAUCACCCCGUGAGCUAGGUCAUCAGGUUCUAGCUUAACUGUUCGGGAUUGCCCCUCUGGUAUCUGAUAAGCUUUCUGGAGGAAAGAAAAUGGCUUGGUCAACUCAGGAAAAAUAGACUGAAAAAAAUGUCACCGCUACUUUACCAAAAUCAAAACUCUCCUGCCCAGUCAAGCGAGACACCCACUCGGGAGAAGUUACAACUCCACGCGUCUCUUGUACACGUUCAGAUUGACACGUACUAUUGUCAAGGUCCUUCAGUUGAACGCUACUAUUGUCAAGGCCUCAGGUCACUUCUCCCUGAUCUCUCCACGCCCCAGCAGUGAUUUGGGAGCGGAGGAGCAGUGUUUUACGGUGGCAAACUGGUCAUGUGGUUUCUGUUACCAGCCAUGGAUUUUCAGUGCCUAGGUUACCAGGCACUGCAGUGGAAACGUAUUCCUCAGUGACAGAUUCUGCCCUCCCGCCCUGUUUGGGGCUUGCAUGCGGUUAUGGGUUAGAGUAGAAUUUGCCCACUAGCUGCUCAGGAUUGUCCCAGUCUGGGUCUUGUGGGUGAGGGGAGGGUUUUUAUUAAUAACGGGGUCUUACCUGUUUUGCUGGAGUUCCUUUACAGUGCUUAGAGUAUAAGCAUUUGACCAAGAGCAGCAUGUGCCAGCUGUUCAGUGUAGGUGAAGUGGGUUAUUUAUUGUGUUUUGUUCUAGUGGAGAUUUGUACUCUGUACCAUGAAGACUUGGUAAGUGUAUGUUUUACUAGAGAGAGCCCAUCUCUAGGAGCGAGCCUCUGCAGCCAGGAACCUCACAGACUACAGAGCCGCUUAAUCCCAGAAUUUCGUGGAACACUCCUGACUCCUAUUCAAAGCUUCUUUUGUUAUUAUGUUUGUAUUAUUUAAAGAUUCAUAUCUGAGCUGCGUGAUAAAGUGGAAGACCGUUUACACAACAUUUUUUGUAACUUCAGAAACGUGUGUACUGUAAAAAAGAAAAGUGAAAAAUAAUAUUGUUUAGAAGGCUGUCAGCAGUAAUCGCAUGUCUGUAUCGCUGCCCACCAACCAUUGUUCCUCAGGGGUGUCCGCACCAUUCUUGCGAUCCUGUCAGAAGCAUAGGGAAGCACCUGGAUCCCUGUACAGGCUUGGAAAGAAGGUUUUGUGCCUUAAGAAUGGGACCUGCUCCCCUCCUAUUUAUUAUCGUAAUUUAUACAGUGAUUGCCAUGGAAAUGCCUCUUGUAUUUAUGUACAUAGUUUGCUGUUGAUUGUUGUAAAUAAGUUGUUCUUGUAUAUAAAGCAAACCUGGUUCUGA
Molecule: messenger RNA, 7472 nt
Organism: Pelodiscus sinensis (Chinese soft-shelled turtle)
Lineage: Eukaryota; Metazoa; Chordata; Testudines; Trionychidae
Gene: DGKD
Product: diacylglycerol kinase delta
Biological process (GO): phospholipase C-activating G protein-coupled receptor signaling pathway
Cellular component (GO): plasma membrane
Molecular function (GO): protein heterodimerization activity; ATP-dependent diacylglycerol kinase activity; protein homodimerization activity
Source: RefSeq, a predicted model, not a curated record